Molecule: messenger RNA, 746 nt
Organism: Humulus lupulus (European hop)
Lineage: Eukaryota; Viridiplantae; Streptophyta; Magnoliopsida; Rosales; Cannabaceae
Product: transcription initiation factor TFIID subunit 5-like
Exons: 6
Coding region: 1-603 (200 amino acids)
Biological process (GO): transcription initiation at RNA polymerase II promoter
Cellular component (GO): transcription factor TFIID complex
Molecular function (GO): RNA polymerase II general transcription initiation factor activity; protein binding
Source: RefSeq, a predicted model, not a curated record
AUGUUGUUUCCAGUUUUAAUUCUCUCUGCCAAUCGAAGUCUUUCAGAGGGAUUUAGUCUUAGUGUUUGCAUACCUAUGAUUUCAGUAGAGGUUGAGCAGUUUAUACUUGAUGACUUGAGAAACCGUGUACAGCUAAGCAGUGUUGCUCUGCCAUCCGUUAGUUUUUAUACAUUUAUCAAUGCACAUAAUGGUUUAAACUGUUCAACUAUACCCCCUGACGGGUCAUUGGUUGCUGCUGGAUUUUCAGAUUCAUCGCUGAAGAUUUGGGAUAUGGCAAAGCUUGGGCAACAGGCUGUUGGUUCUGUUUUGCAGGGUGAUGAUGAUGCAAAUCCAAAUGAGUUUGGUUCAAAUGGAGGAAAAAGACCCUAUACCUUAUUUCAGGGGCACUCAGGACCAGUUUAUUCAGCUUCUUUUAGUCCUAUGGGAGAUUUUAUACUUUCCUCUUCAGCCGAUUCAACAAUUCGGUUAUGGAGAACUGAACUAAAUGCAAAUCUUGUUUGCUACAAGGGUCAUAAUUACCCAGUAUGGGAUGUACAGGUAUAUCUCAUCAUUUUCAGUUGUAAAUUGUUCAUAUUAGCAGUUCUUUUGCAUCUCUGCUGUUGAUUUGACAUGAAAUGAGUGGCCAAUAUAUAUAUGUGUGUGUGUGUGCAUUCUCCUUUUUAGUUUCCUUUCUUGGCCACUUAAACAUUUGCCCUCUAUUUGGAAUUUGGAUUCUAGGAUGGAAAAAAGAAAAUCCAAAAGAUUUU